AUGUUUAUGAAGCAUUUGGAUCUGUACGCUCGGCGUGACCCUCAGUUAGCACCCUACUUACUUAGGGAGGUAGAUAUUGAGUAUAAAAGAAAAUGCCACAAGGUGUCUUUUUGUAUUUGGAUGUGCAUAUUUACUAUUGUUACGGCCUUUCAAAUGCGUAUGCAGGGUGAGCAGUUGCACUACUUGCGGUUGUAUGCAGAUUGUGUUCGGGCUGAGCAGGAUGCAAAAGAUGAGAAUGAGAUUCGACGACGAAAGACGUUUGUAUCUGUUGCGAACAUUGUUAGGGACGCAUUUGAUCGGGAUCAGACAUGGAGUAGUCGUGAUCAUGAAAAAGCUCUGAAGCUGUUAUAA
Trypanosoma rangeli is the source of this 351-nucleotide messenger RNA. RefSeq lists its product as uncharacterized. The transcript has a single exon. NCBI's taxonomy places the organism in Eukaryota, Euglenozoa, Kinetoplastea, Trypanosomatida, Trypanosomatidae. The record is from RefSeq and is a predicted model, not a curated record. Bases 1 to 351 code for a protein of 116 amino acids.